Micropterus dolomieu (smallmouth bass) is the source of this 1289-nucleotide messenger RNA. RefSeq names its product solute carrier family 25 member 4 (gene slc25a4). Gene Ontology annotation, biological process: mitochondrial ADP transmembrane transport; mitochondrial ATP transmembrane transport. Gene Ontology annotation, molecular function: ATP:ADP antiporter activity. The transcript has 4 exons. NCBI's taxonomy places the organism in Eukaryota, Metazoa, Chordata, Actinopteri, Centrarchiformes, Centrarchidae. Gene Ontology annotation, cellular component: mitochondrial inner membrane. Bases 1 to 900 code for a protein of 299 amino acids. The record is from RefSeq and is a predicted model, not a curated record.
AUGUCGGACGCGGUGAUUAGUUUCCUUAAGGACUUUUUGGCUGGUGGUGUUGCCGCUGCCAUCUCCAAAACAGCUGUCGCUCCCAUUGAGAGAGUCAAGUUGUUGCUGCAGGUCCAGCAUGCCAGCAAACAAAUCACUGCGGCGACCCAGUACAAGGGAAUAAUUGACUGUGUGGUAAGGAUCCCGAAGGAACAGGGCUUUAUUUCCUUCUGGAGAGGCAACCUGGCCAACGUGAUCCGUUACUUCCCCACCCAAGCCCUCAACUUCGCCUUCAAAGACAAGUACAAGAAGAUCUUCCUCGGUGGUGUGGAUCAAAAAACACAAUUCUGGCGUUACUUCGCUGGUAAUCUAGCAUCUGGCGGUGCCGCUGGGGCGACUUCGCUCUGCUUCGUCUAUCCUCUUGACUUCGCCAGAACAAGACUCGCUGCCGACAUCGGCAAGGGCGCGUCGGAGAGAGAGUUCAGCGGUCUUGGAAACUGCCUCACCAAGAUCUAUAAAACCGAUGGCCUCAGGGGUCUUUACCUCGGAUUCAAUGUAUCAGUGCAGGGUAUUAUCAUCUACAGAGCGGCCUACUUUGGAUGCUUCGAUACAGCUAAAGGUAUGCUGCCAGAUCCCAAGAACACGCACAUCGUCGUGAGCUGGAUGAUCGCGCAGACUGUCACCGCUGCAGCUGGUAUUGUCUCAUACCCCUUCGAUACAGUCAGACGUCGUAUGAUGAUGCAGUCUGGACGCAAAGGAGCUGACAUCAUGUACAAGGGCACGAUCGACUGCUGGAGGAAGAUCCUGAAGGACGAGGGAGGAAAAGCCUUCUUCAAGGGUGCCUGGUCCAACGUGAUCAGAGGAAUGGGUGGUGCCUUCGUGUUGGUGCUGUACGACGAGAUCAAGAAGUUCACAAAAUAAACGUUCUAAUCUCCCAGUCCCCAAGGAAACCCUUCACUUUAUAUAAGUCUUAAUUGUUGUGAUAAGGGUGAUACCAGCUUGUGAUGAAUUACAAUGUGGGCAUGUAGUCUUCUGCAAGCCCGGGAAGGUAUACUUGGCCUGGGUUAACAUGCCUCCUAAGAAAUCUGUAUAUAUCCCAAAAAGGCACAGUCUUUCAGUGUUACAAAGUCAAGCCGGUGGUUCAGGUAUAAAUGUGAUGGUGCAAAGAAUGACGUCACAUGCCCCUCAUGUUAGAGUCAGUUUGUAAAGCGGUUGCUGAGGCCCAUGUGUUGGUAUGUUGUGACCACUCUGACCCAUGUAUCCCACCUCGCACAUUAUUUUAUUAAGAAUAAAGAUUUGUUAGUCUAAAA